Malus domestica (apple) is the source of this 2020-nucleotide messenger RNA. RefSeq names its product aminoaldehyde dehydrogenase 2, peroxisomal-like. Lineage: Eukaryota; Viridiplantae; Streptophyta; Magnoliopsida; Rosales; Rosaceae. Gene Ontology annotation, molecular function: oxidoreductase activity, acting on the aldehyde or oxo group of donors, NAD or NADP as acceptor. The record is from RefSeq and is a predicted model, not a curated record.
UUCACGCGAUCCGCACUUUCAGAUUUCAUACUACUAAUAUUAGAAUUUUCAAUCCGAAAUCCGAUCCAAUUCGAAUCACCUCGUUCACUCACUAGCCUAACAAUUAAUUUGUUACAGUUUGGAAGAGCAUCAGAGCUGGCUGAAAAAUGGCGGUAGAAAUUCCGAGCCGGCAGUUAUUCAUCGACGGCGAGUGGAAAGAACCGGUCCUCAAGAAACGCAUUCCGAUCAUCAACCCUGCCACUGAGGAAACCAUUGGGGAUAUUCCCAGAGCUACUGCUGGUGAUGUGAAGAUUGCUGUGGAGGCUGCUCGCAGAGCCCUUGCCAGGAACAACGGGAAAGAUUGGUCCUCUGCGCCAGGGGCUUCUCGUGCCAAGUAUUUGCGCGCUAUUGCUUCUAAGAUAAACGAGAGAAAAACCGAGCUAGCCAAACUCGAAGCAAUGGAUAGCGGAAAACCACUGGAUGAAACUGUUUCUGACAUAGGGGAAGUCGUAAGCUGUUUCGAGUACUACGCAGGCCUUGCCGAAGGAUUGGAUGCAAAGCAAAAAACUCCGGUUUCUCUUUCCACGGAGAAGUUCAAAACUCAUGUUCUUAAGGAACCGGUCGGGGUUGUUGGGUUGAUCACAGCAUGGAACUACCCUUUGUUAAUGGCUGCGUGGAAAGUAGCUCCUGCCUUGGCUGCUGGCUGUACUGCUAUACUGAAACCGUCUGAGUUGGCAUCUGUAACUUGUUUGGAGCUAGCUGAGGUGUGUAUAAAUGUUGGUCUUCCUCCCGGUGUCCUCAACAUUCUGACUGGACUAGGCAAUGAAGCCGGCGCUCCUUUAUCAACUCAUCCAGAUGUUGAUAAGAUCUCAUUUACCGGAAGUACUCUCACCGGGACCAAGAUUAUGGCAGCUGCAGCUCAAUCGGUCAAGCCUGUUGCAUUGGAGCUUGGAGGGAAAAGCCCCAUUGUUGUUUUUGAUGAUGCUGAUAUGGAAAAGGCUGUGGAAUGGACCUGCUUCGGUAUAUGUUCGUCAGGUGGUCAGACUUGCAGCUCAACCUCCCGUCUCAUAGUGCAGGAAAGCAUUGCUAUGGAGUUUGUGAACAGGCUUGAGGACUGGACCAAACUCAUCAAGAUUUCCGAUCCUCUGGAAGAAGGUUGCAGGCUUGGCCCUGUUGUUAGUAAAGGGCAGUAUGAGAAAAUAUUUAAGUACCUCGAAGGGGCUAGAAGUGCAAAAGCAAAAGUUCUGUACGGCGGGAAUCGUCCUGAGCAUCUGAAGAAGGGAUUCUUCAUCGAACCGACUGUCGUAACUGAAGUAACAUGCGCCAUGAAAAUAUGGAGAGAGGAAUUUCUCGGGCCGGUUCUUUGUGUCAAAACAUUCAAUACAGAAGAGGAAGCCCUUGACUUAGCAAAUGACAGCCCUUAUGGCUUAGGUGCUGCUGUCAUGUCAAAAGAUUUAGAAAAGUGUGAGCGCUUUGCUACGGGCGUUCAAGCAGGAGUUGUAUGGAUCAAUUGCUCACAACCAUCCUUCAUUCAGGCUCCAUGGGGAGGCUACAAACGAAGCGGUUUCAGCCGCGAAUUAGGAGAAUGGGGACUUGAGCUUUACUUGAACAUCAAGCAAGUUACUGAAUAUGUAUCAGAUCAACCUUAUGGUUGGUUUGAGCCACCUCCUCCAAGUCCCUGAACAGAAGAAUUUGAAAAAAAUGAAAAAUUAGAAAAUAAUUCAACUAUGUUGAAUAAAAUAAAAAGGUUAAUAUAUAUUUCAGUGUGUCUGAAACACAGAGUGCUACACCACUUGUGUCACUAUAUAAAUGGUGAGAUACUUGUGUUAAAAAAUUAACAAAUGAAAAAAUAAAACAUCAUUCCACUUGUAUAGUAACACGUGGUGUACCACUCGUGUUCCGGGUACAAUAAAUAUGUAAUGAACUGGACUUUAGAGAAAUAACUAUUUGAGUAUAUAUUCAUGUUGCUAUGUUGUAUUCGUUCUUAAGAAACAAGUUACGUGAUUAUUUCGUGAAAAAUAAUAUUUUGGACGGCUUUUAA